CCCCUCCCUUCCUCGUUGCCUCUCUCCCUCCCAAUGCAUCGUUAGCCCGGUACAGCUAGCAGCAGCAGCUAGCAGCAGCAGCUCACCAGGCCAUAUCGGCCGGCCGGUGCAUCAUCAUCAUCAUCAUCAUACUCAGCUUCCAGCCAUGGCGUUGGUGACUCUGCAGCGGUCUCCGACCCCGAGCGCCGCUUCCACCGGGAGCACAGCAACCACGGCCGCGGGGGAGGAUUUUGGGAGUGAAGAUGAACGGCGAACAAAUCAGAGCCUGAGUGAGAGCUUCUUCAUGGUGAAGGGUGCUGCUCUUUUCCUGCAGCAGGGAAGCAGUCACCAAGGCCAGAAAGCACAUCCCCACCACAAACAUGCAGCUCGCACUGCGGCAGAUGCGGUGCGGCUGGAGAGUGCGUGGUCAGACCGUGUGCGGUACAUGGUGGUGGUGUACACCAGUGGGCGACAGGACACGGAGGAGAACAUCCUUCUGGGAAUCGACUUUACAAGCAAAGACUGCAAAAGCUGUUCAAUCGGCAUGGUGCUACCUCUGUGGAGCGAUACCAAGAUCCACCUGGAUGGAGAUGGGGGUUUUACGGUGAACACGGCUGGUCGGACUCACGUCUUCAAACCCGUGUCGGUGCAGGCUAUGUGGUCAGCUCUGCAGGUGCUGCACAAAGCCUGUGAGGUGUCACGCAGGUGUAACUACUUCCCUGGGGGAAUGGCUCUCACCUGGAUGGGCUACUAUGAGAGCUGCAUUGCUUCGGAGCAGAGCUGCAUCAACGAGUGGAACGCCAUGAAAGACUUGGAAACCACUCGGCCAGACUCGCCCUCCAUGUUUGUGGACAAGCCUUCAGAGCGAGAGAGGACAGAGUGCCUUAUUAAAGCCAAACUCAGAAGCAUCAUGACAUGCCAGGAUCUCGAGAACGUCACCUGCAAACAGAUUCGUACAGAGUUGGAGCAAAAUAUGAACUGCAACCUGAAGGAGUACAAAGAGUUCAUUGACAAUGAGAUGCUGCUGAUCCUGGGCCAGAUGGACAAAGCCACUCUCAUCUUUGACCACGUCUACCUGGGCUCUGAGUGGAAUGCGUCUAAUUUGGAGGAGCUGCAAGAGACUGGGGUGGGCUAUAUCCUCAACGUUACACGGGAGAUAGACAACUUCUUUCCAGGGACAUUCAGUUAUCACAACAUACGUGUCUACGAUGAGGAGGCCACUGACCUUCUGGCUCACUGGAAUGACACGUACAACUUUAUUGUUAAAGCAAAAAAGAAUCAGUCCAAAUGUCUAGUUCACUGCAAGAUGGGUGUCAGUCGAUCUGCGUCGACUGUCAUCGCUUACGCCAUGAAGGAGUUCGACUGGUCACUGGAGAAGGCGUACAACUUUGUCAAGCAAAAGAGGAGCAUCACGCGACCAAACUCAGGUUUCAUGAGACAGCUGGCAGAGUAUGAGGGCAUCCUGGACGCCAGCAAACAGAGGCACAACAAACUGUGGCAUCCAGAUGCAGACUGUGAGAUGUCGGAAGGACAGCAGGCCCAGUGCUGUGAAGGCGAGGCCAGAGGUCACCUGACCCCUGAGCCAGGCAUGUCUCCCUGCUGUGAUGAGGCACUGUCUGAUAAAGGUGCAGCAUGCCCCUCCCCAUGCAGGACUGUUUCACUGGAUAUUGACCCCGCCUACAACAACUACUAUUUCCGCCGGCUCUCUGACUCGGCACUCGACAGCGAACCGUCGACGCCCGUGCGUGGCCCCCCGCUUCUCGGCAUGGAAAAGGUCUUUAUAGAAAUCGAGGACGUCGAGCGAGACGCGCUGCUGGACGACGAGGCCUUUGAUGGGCGUGAAGCCCUGCCUCUCCCUCACUUAAGGCCGACGGCAGAAGGAACCGCUGCACAGACGUGUAGUCGUUGCCCUGAGCCCCUGGAGGAGCUGCGUCUGAGGCUGGAGUUCAGCACAGUGGAGGAGGAGGACGAGGAGGAGGUGCAAAAGGAGGAGGCAGAGAUGGAGGUGCUGAUGCAGCCAGAUGAUGGAGGGGGCGGGGGAGGAGGCAGAGGAGAGGAUGGCAUGGACUUGGCGACCCUCAAUGAAAAUUCCAACAACAACAACCAUUUGAGCUCUUCAUAUAACCACAGUGGAAAACCUUCCUCCAUCCUCCCUCCUGCUGAUUCUUCUACACCGUCAUGGCCAGAAUCGAAGUCCCUUCAGAAAGUAGGAUCUUCAACCCCGACCUCUACGCUUUGCCUUAAACCCAUUCCUCCUCAAGUGUCAAGUGCUUCAUUCCCACAGUCCCGUACCUCCUCUGAAGGCCUUGCGUCUUCAGUGGGGCUGUCGCACUCCUGUGACCCUCUGUGUGACUGUGCCAACUGUGCCGCCUCCACACCCACAGCUCUAAUCGACAGAGAGGAGCAGCCAGAAGAAUCCCCACAUCCUGAUGACAGUGGUGUCUUGCUGGAAGGAAAUACUGAGCCUGACAACAGUUGGUCUGCGGAGCCUCUUCCUGAGCUGGUGAGAAUGGAUUUCGAGGAGGCGACGUCUGCAGUGGCUUGUUUCCUUGGCCAACCGCAGGAGACCCUUUCACAGCUGGGGAGAUCUGGGCUGGUCCGCCGUUGUGCAGAGAGACUGGAGAAACUUUCAGGUUCGUCACAAGAUUGCCCACACUCUCUGAAGCCUUUGCACGCAUGCCAAAAGUCCAAUAAGAGCCCCCUUUGCACUGAGGAGGGAGAGGAAUUCUCCAGCUUUACUGGAGACAUUAUUAAGUCCUCGACACCAUGCCAAGUGAGGUUAGAGCCACUGGUGAUGCCACCGACCAAUGAAGCCUUGUUGGGGGUGGUGGGAUCUGGGCUGCUCACUCCUACCUCCUCACCUCAUGGCUCCACCCUGACACGCAGCUCCAGCACUGACAGUCUGCGCAGCGUCAGGGGGAAACCCGGCCUUGUUCGCCAGAGGGCGCAGGAAAUCGAGACCCGCAUGAGGCUUGCGGGUCUGACUGUACCCUCGAGGCUGAAGAGGUCCAACUCUUUGGCCAAGUUGGGCAGCCUCAACUUCUCCUCUGAAGACCUGUGUUCAGUCUGCUCCUCAGAUGCAGGAACACUGCUGCUCCUCUCACUGUCCCCAGAGCCAGACCCUGGCCGGGAGUGGAGCUCCCCCACCACCUACAAGGGACUGUCCACUCCCGAGAGAGCACUACCAGGUGAGCCCAGAAGCUGACACACCACGUGGAGGUCACAUACGCUUCACCCAGCCCUCCGUGUGUCAUCUUGUGGAGCUGCAGAUAGUUGUACAUAUAUUCUUGAAAAAGGAAAGAGUUGAAAAAUGUUUAAAAGAAAAAAGAAAACAAUGAUGCCAACUGUUGUACACACUCCUUUGCCACAUUGUUUCUCAAACUGCUGUUCACAUUUAUAAAAGUCAUAUUGCUGUAUCUGACGAGUGUGUAAGCCAUCAGUUCACCUCUCACAUGGUUUGAGUCAUGGACAAACAAAGUGCCUUACCUACGAGACCAGAGGCACACUGACUGUUGUGUGUUUGACUGCAGGACGAGAAGGUACAAGAAUAUUAACCUUUAACUCCGACCACAGUUAGUACCUGAUAUGUACUAAGUCACAGUUUUCAUUGGCAAAUAGGAUUUAAAUGUACUAUCUGAUACAAAGUAGCAGCCGGCGCGUUGAUGAACUUGAAUCCCUCAGUGGAGCUUGACAAGAACGUUAAGUGUUAAAUAUAUGUAAAGUUGUUUACCGCACAGUUUAUGUUUUAGAUGCUCAAGGGGUUAAAAAUGAAUGGUUACCUCAUGUUGCAUUCAUGGAGCUCUUUCUCAGACAAACGCUGGGCUGGAGUUCAGUCCAGUUCAUUUUGCUGACGGCGAGGUAAAGUGAGGAAAUCAUUUUUUUUUAACAAAAUGUAAUGCAGAGGUGUGUGUGUGUGUGUGUGUUAAUGCUCGGCUGCGUGAGUGUUCUCUGAGUGAGUGGACGGGGAUGAAUGGCGGCAGGUUGUGUGAAGGUCGGGGGCUUUGUUUUCGCCAGAGACAUUCUCACUGUUUUCAACAAACACAGCACAGAAAACAACGUUUCUGCGUUUGUUGUUGUUCCUUUGCACUGCUUUUUGUGAAUACUGGUACACGGCAAGCUAUCUUCCAAAAUAACAUUAAGUGUAAUGUUAUUGACCUCAUCAUCAUUCCCGACAGUGUACAGUGUUUUUUGGGCGAGCAGAGAGCGUGUGGAGUCACGCUGCAUGGCUUGAAAUCAUAAUUAGGGCUGCAACAAAUAUUAAAUUAUUAACCUUUUAACACCUUAGCCUCAAAAUGUCUGUCUGGACUUUUGUUUUUUUGCUUAUAACCAUAAAAGGGCCAGAACAUGUCUGUGAGUAAGUGUUUUUGCCCUUUCUUUCAGAAUAGCUGUCAAUAUCUAGCAGUUAAAAUUUACUGCAUGUUAAAAUAGUGUACGUUUGAAAUUUGGACAGUAUAGACAUAAUUAAAAUAACAUUGGUUUGACUUUUUGUCUCAAUGUGUAAAAACAGGCCAAAAAAACAACGUAAACUAUGCACAAGCGUUUUUCCAACUGUCUCCUCUCUGGUAACAAAGACUCUGAUUCCUGCAACAACAUGAGUGAAAUUACCUUAAUAACCACAAUGUUGGCUUUGACGUGCAACUUCUCAGCUUUCAGAAACCGUUGGAAUUUAUCCGAUAGCACAAACCACUGAGUAAUAAUGUGUCGCCUGUUAUACGCUCAGUGUUAAAGGGAUUUAAUUGAUUACUUAAUUAGUUGACAAAUAUUUUGAUAGUCAAUUAAUCUGUUUGAGGGAUUUUUAGCUUCUUAAAUGUGAAUAUUGUCAACAAAGAAGUUGUUUUUGGACAAAACAAGACAUUUAAAAAUCAUAAUUUCAACAUUUUCUGACAUUUUACGGACCAAACAAGUACUUGAUUAAUGGAAAAAAAAUAAUCGGCAGAUUAAUCGAUUAUGAAAAUGAUCGUUAGUUGCAGCCCUAAUCAUACUACAAAUGUCAAAUGUGACAGGAAGUGAGAAUUUAUGUCAGUCCAAUCAUGUCAUGUAUCUCGGGGGUCCCCCCCCCAAGCUUGAAGUCUUAUCUUACCUGAAGAGCAGAAACACUUUAAAAACUUUAUAAACAGAACGUUCUUAUAUUCAUCCUCGAGGUUUGCCAAUUGUCAUUUGUGCUUUUAUUUAGUUUUUUGUUGUUGUUUUAUUUUAUUUUUAAUUAUUUUUGAAAUGUGAAAGACCAAAGUUGCUUUGCUGUCUCCACAAAUUGGAAAACGCCAUUGAAGCUGUUGAAAACAUGUGAAUCGUAACAAUAAUAAUAGGAAUCAUGUCAUGUUGGUGAUUUAAAUGCUGUCACACCUUUUUGCACCUUUUCUGGGGAGAAACACGACAGAGACUCGUCUGCUGGAGUCGUCGGGCUCAUAGCUGUUGAAGCUUUUUACGCUCAUAUCAUCGAUGGGUUCUAAAGCUUUUGUCGCGGCGGCGGCGUGACCGAGACCACAAUGGGUUACUUCACAGUUAUGUAACCAUUUUCUUUUUUUUUUUUAUAUUUAUGCAGUAACUUUUGUACUGUACAUUGCUGUAGUUUCGAUGCAUAUUGCACUUUUUAUGUUGGUUGAAAUGAUGUACCGUAUGUGUGUGUGCGUGUGUGUGUGUGUGUGUGUGUGAAUCAUGAGAAUAAACAUUUCUUUUACAUAAUAUAACCACUGAUUCUGUUCUCUUCUUGC
This is a messenger RNA of Solea solea (common sole), 5690 nucleotides long. RefSeq names its product slingshot protein phosphatase 1a (gene ssh1a). Gene Ontology annotation, biological process: actin cytoskeleton organization; protein dephosphorylation; negative regulation of actin filament polymerization. The record is from RefSeq and is a predicted model, not a curated record. Gene Ontology annotation, cellular component: cytoplasm. Lineage: Eukaryota; Metazoa; Chordata; Actinopteri; Pleuronectiformes; Soleidae. Gene Ontology annotation, molecular function: actin binding; protein tyrosine/serine/threonine phosphatase activity.